CUCGGAAAACAGAAAUUUAAAAAAAAAAUGGCGUCAAACUUCGGAGAGAAGAGAAGUCGGAGAAGAAAUUCUAUUUCUGACGACGAAACGGAAGAAACAACUAAAAGAUGGAAAAGGGCUUUCAGAAUUUUUUUGAACCACAGAAGGGAAAAGCUGGCAAUGAAGAGAACAGUGCUUGUUCACUGGGAAGACUUGAGUGAAGGUUUCCUUGUGAGAGAGACAGAGGAGAUAGUGUCCAGAGCACUGGAAGGCGAGGGAAUGAUGUACUACUCAGGGGACAUGUUUGAUAGCUGGUUUUAUUUCAGCCCAGUGGAAAGGAGAGAUGAAGGCUGGUAUAAAAAGAAUACAGACACAGAUUUAUUAAUUGAUGAGAAUGUGAUGACAGAUAUCCAUCAUUUGACAAUGGCAUUUAAAACAGCACAACUAGAGGAACUCCCUGAAUCUUCAGAAAGGAUGCAGAAUCUGCAAGCAGGUUCACCCUGUUUAAUCAGUCAAACAGAAGAAUCUAUAGUGUGUCCCUCUGAUAUAGCAAAAUUUUACUGGGAGGCCAGAGCUCAGGGCUUUCAGGAUUUGAGAGGAAAACUAUUUACCGUGUCUCUCCUUAGGAUGCUGUUCACAGGAAUAGACAAUGUUAAUGUAACCUACUCUACCACAGGACCAGAUUCUUUCCUGGAUCGGAGUGGGUAUAUCUUAAAAGGCCCCACAGAAGAACAGUCCUGUGACAGUGCUGAUCAAUUCAAAUUGAACACAGAGUUAAGUUCUAAAGAGAAAUACAAGAUGUUGUUAAAAAAUCAGAACACAGUCGCAUUUGACUUGAAGGAAACUUCUCAAAAAGUGACACCUGAUGUUUCUGUCACUAUUGGGAAUUAUUUAGUUUUGAUUGCUGAUGUGGCUAGUUUUUGUGAACUUGAAAGUAGAAAAAUACAGGAACUCCAUCUCAAAAUGCUGUUAAGCCUGAACAAAUGUGGGACUCUGUUUGGUUUGUUAGUACAAAGACAUCAGGUUUAUGUUGUGGAAUACACAUAUGAACAUGAAAGUGGAUACAGAAGAUGUGUCAGUCAAACAGCAUUCAAAUACACAAAGAAAGAUAUUGAACUUCUAUAUUGUUACUUACAGAAGCAAGUGAUAGAAAAAUGGUGUGAUAAAAAUUAAAUUUCUGUGGUGAUUUAAAGACAGAUUUUGCUAUAAAAUUACUUUAUCAACUUUUCAUUCGAAAGUGAUGAGAACUUUUCAGUCUUCAUUUAUAAUCAAUACAGUGAAGUGAUUUUGUGUGUGCUCUUCAAAGUUUCCGUGUAAAACAAAGACACGGUAUAUGUUUGUUUCUUUUAUCAUGUUAUAAAAAAGUCAGAAUUGGUAGAAAAGCUCUCUUCCUUUUUAAUUUUAACUCCACUCCUAUGAAAAAACUGAUAACAUCAAAAUUAAAGUUUUUUCUAAGUGUU
Messenger RNA from Saccostrea echinata, 1439 nucleotides. RefSeq lists its product as uncharacterized. The transcript has 5 exons. NCBI's taxonomy places the organism in Eukaryota, Metazoa, Mollusca, Bivalvia, Ostreida, Ostreidae. The record is from RefSeq and is a predicted model, not a curated record. Bases 28 to 1152 code for a protein of 374 amino acids.